Brettanomyces nanus is the source of this 1527-nucleotide messenger RNA. RefSeq lists its product as uncharacterized. The record is from RefSeq and is a predicted model, not a curated record. Gene Ontology annotation, molecular function: zinc ion binding. Bases 1 to 1527 code for a protein of 508 amino acids. Gene Ontology annotation, cellular component: nucleus. NCBI's taxonomy places the organism in Eukaryota, Fungi, Ascomycota, Pichiomycetes, Pichiales, Pichiaceae. The transcript has a single exon. Gene Ontology annotation, biological process: regulation of DNA-templated transcription.
AUGUCUUCAUACACUCUCAACGAGAUAAAAGCAUACGCUACACAGGCCAUUGAUGAGAUUUUGCCGUUGGAUGAACAAACAAUAUCUCAGAUGGUGAAUUACGCGAUUACAGAACUCCGAACGAGGGAGGCAGUGAGACAGCAUUUCACAAACUUACUAGGGGAAUCACCAAAGGCUCUUGAUUUCAUAACGAAACUUUCUAACAUACUUUUUGGAGAUCCCAACAAACUUAAAAUAGAAAAGAAACUGUCUCAACCUUCAAAGAAUAACACUGGUUGGGUGAAUAGCGCAACCGGUAGUACGUUGUCCAAGGGUCAGCACGAUCAGCGAUUGAGAAACGCUUCGGUACAAGGAACAAGUACUUCUGAGUUAAUAGACCAAACACCAAAAGCUGCAAAAGAGGUUUCAAUGAAAAAGAAAGAUGCCCAGAAGACAUUGGAUAGUUUGAAAGACCUUGAUGCUGCGUUAAACGAACUCGAGGUGUCAGAUGAGACAAACCGGGGGGAAAGCGAUCGGGUAGUACGUGUUUGCAAUUGCAACGCUACACGACACCCACUAUUUGAGAUGUUUCCCAACUGCCUUAACUGUGGUAAGAUCAUCUGUGCCAAGGAGGGGUUUCAGCCGUGUUCUUUUUGUGGUAAGAAGCUCUUGAACAAUGAAGAAAGACUACAAAUUGUGGAGGUUUUGAACAGAGAGAAGGAAGAGAUAGAAGGAAAGAGUAAUAAAAACGAACGAUCUAAUAAUCAAGAUGAUAAUAUGAGGAGACGAAAGAACGUGAUCAAAAUAUCGAUCAACUCGACGGGACAGAAUAACUAUAAAGUUCAGGAAAUGGCAUUCAAAAGAGUAGAAAGAAAGAGGGAGUUAGAGAGAAAAAAAGAGGAGCUAAAGCAGCAGAAGCAGGAAGAAGUGGAGGAGGUCCAAAGGGAACUAGACUACUACAGUUCUCUGAAAGAUAAAGACGAAGAACUAGUACGUGCACAGCAACAAUUAGAUACUCUUAUGGAUUUCCAGCUACAUGGUGCAGAAAGAACUAAGAUCAUCGAUCAAGCAUCUGAUUUCGACGCUCCUACCUCUUCAAAUAAUCUCUGGGCAACACCAUUGGAAAGGGCACUUCAGUUGAAACGACAGCAGAAGCAAUUGCGCAAGCAGCAGGAAGCGGACGACAGAAGAUCUGGUCGUGGCAAGCGAGUGAUGGACAUGUCUAUUAGAAAUGGAAAGGUGAUUAUACGAGAGGUGGACGCACCUACAGAGAUCGCCGAAGAUCUUAGUGACGACGAGGAAAUAAAGGGACUCCAAGCUAGAGUAAGCGACGAGAAGACAAAAACAUUGGAGGAGAACAGUCAUAAUGUAUGGGAUUACCAAUCGGAUGCAUCUAAAUGGACCAAACCAGUCUACAUGGGUGAGAAAGGAACUAAGGAAAAUAAAGAAUUGAAACAAAGUGAUACAGUUACAGCAAAAUCGAAAGUCGUUCAACUAGGCGAUGAGGAAGAACAGGAGAAUACUAUCUUCAGCAUGGUUGGCGUUUAA